This is a messenger RNA of Lineus longissimus, 9309 nucleotides long. Its product is annotated as pleckstrin homology-like domain family B member 1. The transcript has 19 exons. Gene Ontology annotation, molecular function: protein binding. The record is from RefSeq and is a predicted model, not a curated record. NCBI's taxonomy places the organism in Eukaryota, Metazoa, Nemertea, Pilidiophora, Heteronemertea, Lineidae. Bases 805 to 5760 code for a protein of 1651 amino acids.
UUGUUUUUUUUCUGUUCAGAAUGAAGUAACAUCAUCAGUCCCAAAAGUUUUUUAACUUUGAAAAUUUUUCAGAAUCAUCAUGGUAAAUCAUCAUGGUGAAUUGGGAUUCGUAAGGGUUGAGUUUGAUUGGCUUAGUACAACCUUGGCCUGACUUUCGAAGUUGACAGCAAAUAAAACUGGAUUAUGUUGCUUGAAAUAUUCCGUUUUUCAUCUUCUUGAAUAGAAUUUGAUAAGAAGAUUUGACGAUUUGACAAAAUAUACAUGAAAAUCUUUCGAGUGACACUUUUCGAAUAGGAUUGGCCUUCCAAUGUGAAGAAAAACAAGUGGAUUUGUUAGAGGAAGAACAGAACGAAUCAGUUUGUGUAAAUAAUCAUAUUGUACAUCGUCGCGACUUGAAAAUGCAGUAAUUGAUUUCUGUGCCAUUUGACGAAAACAAUUGGCUUAUCGGAUUUUACUAAUCCUCCAGUCUGAGGAGUUGACAGUUCAUAUCGGCACAAAUCAAGUUGGUUCGAUUUAGUUUUUUCUCUUCGUGAGAGCUUUCGUUGUUGAUAAUCAAAGUUGCAUUUGAAAGGAUCAAGCUACUGUUCGAAUUGACUAUUUGAAUUUUUGCUUGUGGAUUUUCGUUACUCCUCAAUUGCUGAGGAGUUGAACUUUAUGCAGGUCAGCAAGUGAUAAGUUUGCAAUUGGAUUUUCAUUUCGUUUUCUCUUCAAGGAGAAGUGGACCUUUCGUAACUAUCACUGAAAAUGUUCUGAAGAGGAAAAAAUAGCAUUUUCCAGCUUGACCUCUGACCUCUCUGAAUAUUCAUGAAGCCUAGCAUGUUUACCGGUGACAAAGAUUUCUCCGCAAUUUAUGAGACUUUCGAGGUGUUGUGGAUGCGCAAAUCUAUGGAAAUGCCGGGAAUACGCAAAAACGGAUAUGAGGAAUUACGCCAUCGGUUCAAGGCGUUCGUUGAUAUGAUGAUGGAUGAACCUAAAGCGCCACCUUUUAGGGUGACAAUAAGGAUUAUCAUGGGAAAGGAUGCAAAUACGGACCAAUUGGAGGUAACUGAGACAGGUCAUGGGGUCAAAGUACAAGCGGAUGUGCCCCAUCUGGUCAGCCUUGGCGGUGGACGGCUAAGUACAGCGGUCACGAUUCUUCCUCUGAAGCCAGGUCGGACGACGCUCGGUACAGGCACAGCCCCACGCCAUCAGGAUAUUAUCAUUCAGGGUACGGGAGUGGAGCCUCAACACUGCUUCUUCGAGAACAUCCAUGAUCUCGUCACGUUAUAUCCCAUAAGCAAUGCCUGUUAUAUAGAUGGCGUAUUGUGUACUGCUGCCACUCGCAUCUCUCAAGGUUCGAUGAUUUGUCUCGGUCGUUCGAACUAUUUCCGCUUCAACAAUCCUACGGAAGCUCAGAAGUUAAAAGAUGCCUUACCCUCACAGCACACGCCGUCUACAUCAUACUACCCUAGCCAACUCAGUGCAAACCAGCCACCUUACCUCAGUAUGCAAAACCAGACUGGUCAGGUGACCAACCACAGCCAAUCAGAGCAGCCCAUUCAGGAUCACGUGACCUAUCGUCAUAACGAUGGAACGACAAGAACACAGGAAGCUGAAGUCUGGAGGGACAGUUUAGAAAACGUCGACUUUGGGAAUAAGAUUUCACGUUUUGAACAAUGGAUGCAGGAGGAUGAGGUGGGGAAGAAACCGCACGUGAAACAAAACGGUUCAGCCGUUCAUCCUUAUAAACCGGACCCGCCCCCUCGUGGACAGUUUAGUUUACAAAAACCGACCGUCGGUAACCAACCUCGGGUGCAGUUCGCACAGGAGACAAGUAACCAAUCUCGAGUGCAGUUCGCUCACGAGACGGAAUAUUCUGAAGGUGUUGUGAGCCCGGUGCAGAUGCGUCCCUCACAAAGCAUAGAGAGCGCUAGUAGCAGUUCCACGGAGGGUCAUGUAAGCCGGGAAUUGGAGUCUCCAAAACGGGGAAGUCCGACUGUCGAUUUAUCAAGACAUUAUGGAGAGAAAGUCUUCACCAAAAAUACUUCGGUCCAGCGGGUCACUAUUCCAGGUCUUCAGCCAAAAACGAAAUCAACCUCAUCGGAUGAUUCACCGCUGACAUCACCUGGGCACGAGAAUGUCGGCGGUAUUCCUAAAUUCAGCGACGUGGAUAUCAGUAGAAUCGGUGCAACCUCGCCCACAGGUGAUGCAGUCUUCAGGGUACCAGGUCACACGAGUUCCAAAUCUGUAUAUAGUAACAUACGCCCUCUUGUGGUGGACAGUUCUUCCAGUGGUAGUUCGCCAGACAAUCAUGUUCAAGGUCACGGUGAUUCGAGUAGUUUAAGUUUGACAUCUUCCAAUUCUAAGUCUAGUCAUUUAACGAAUGAAACUUUUAAUUCUGACCUUGGGUCGCCCCAGGGUCAAGGUCGUACACCCUCAUCACCAAAGUAUGAUAAUUUGACUGAUUUUGAAAUUCCUGACCAUGUUGAUAUCGGGGGCCAAAUGCAACUUUCACCUCGGCAACCGGCGUCGCCACGACAAGAUACUCCAUGGGUACCGAACGUGCCUCCGUUGUCACCAAGGGGACCAGCAGUGCCGCCAAAACCUUCCCCGGUACAAAAGUUAUUUCAUAAACAACCUGUGUCGCCACCUAACAGGAAGCCAUGGCAACCAGAUCCGUCGUCACCCAAUACUGUGACAUCAGUCGCCGACGUCCACGUCUCUGCUGAAUCUGAAUCAUGUGAUAAAAACCGAACAGUGCCAUCUGUUGAGGAGUUAGAAAACCAGCGGGAGCUCUCGAAAGCUUAUGAUAAAGAACAUGCGUCGUCUGCAGCUGACGAACAUGUUUAUGACCCAGUGGCACCCCCUGAGGAACCUGAUUAUGACCAAGUGCCUGAAAUGGUGUCGCAUAAAUCUUCUGAUAAGCGCUCCUCCGAGAUCAAUGCCCGAAGUUCUGUGAUUGGUCUAAAUCCUGAUGAACUUACUGCGAGUCAGCUGAACCUGUCGGCCAAACACCGCGACAUUGUCACAGCGCGGAAACAAGAACAGGAAAUAAGCCAAAAGGAAAAAGAGCGAUUGGACGAGAUUCUGAAAAUGUGCGCCGAGUAUGAAAAACAAAUUGAAGAGGUGGAAUGUAAUACCCUUAAACGGAAAAAACAGAAUAAAGAUUUCAAGGAAAUGACCGCAGUGGUUGAGGGAAAACCUGAACCUGUCGUUAGCCAGGCGUCCGGCUCGCUGGAGCGCAAGGAAAAGGAGACGCGGGGCUCAAUGACUAAAAUCAAAACUAACGGUUCGUUGACGAUGAUUUCUUCGCCGACUACACCGCAUAAAGAGGGCGUUGUGUUCGAUUUUAAACAUCGUCGCCGCGGAUCGAAUUCUUCUGUGUCCGAGGACGACGAGGGUAUGGAUACGAUUAAGAAACGUCCUGCGAUGGGUACGAGCGCUGCGACGUCGGACGCAGGGAUGAAGUCGCCGACGAGGAAGCCACACGAAGUUGAGCAUGCUCAGAUCGCGUCGCUGAGUAUGAAGCUGAAGGAACAACAAGGAGGGAAGGUAUCGCCAAAGACGGUGAUGGGAAGUCAAAAUGUGGUUCAGGUCGAAGUCCACCACUCGCCCAAACCAAUAGACCAAGUGCCUCAAACUUCACCAAAAACUCCACAACUUCCACCUAGUAAGAAAUCUGAUCUGACUGUCCCCUCGACCAGGUCUCCGCUAACUUCCCCGCGGUUGGGUCCCAAGUCGCCACGGCAACAUGAUUCAAGGUCACCGAGGAUACAGAGGUCGCCGCGAUGGAUGGGAGGAAUGCCUGGAUCGCCGCUGUCGUCUUCUGUUGAUCACGAUAUGGGAUUCGUCUUCCCGGCACGACAUACCGAGAUUGAGGAGUCCGAUAUGCAGAAACACAUCGAGAAGAUGAGCCAAACUAAAAACAAUCUCAUCCACCGUGUGGCACAACUCAGGCAACAGAUCCUAGAAAUUGAAUCGCAGCAGACGGAGGCAAUAAGAGAGCUGGAGAUGGAACGUGCCUUACUGGAGGGGGAGCACAAGGUGGAACUAGAGGAGUUACAAGCGGACCAAGAACAUAUAAACAUGCUCAAACAGCGUCAAUGGGAGCUGAUAGACAUAGCCACUGCUGAACGGGAAAAGGAGGUCUAUAUCCUACGGAAAAAACGAGAGGAGAAAUUGAAGGAAAUGGAGAAAAUGGACCAAGAACGCCAAAAACUGGCCGAGCUAGAAUCUCAGCUCCAGGUCAUAAAAGAUAAACUUGAUGCACCCGAUACUCAAGACAAUGGGGACGAGAAUGAGGAGACGCUGCAGGACGAGUAUAAAACACUCAGGGACCAGAUUGAACAACAAAAACGUGUGUUUGACGAUUUAGAAUUCCAGCAAUUAGAGGUCGAGACCAAGUUUGAGGAAGAGCGGGAACUCGUCCAGCAGGAGUUGUUCAAGCAGCAAGGCAGCCUGCUCGAGAAAUAUAAGGAUCGAGAGUGUAAUGCAUGUGACGCAGAUGAAGACAGUCCUGAUGGUGAACGUCUGCAGCAGAUUGAUCAACAACAACGCGACAUGCUGCAACAGGCCAAGAUCGACAUCGAGAGUCUCGAGAAGAAGCGACAAAGAUUGCUCGAGGAUUUCCGACGGGAGAAGAUGCGUCUUGCCGUGACCGAGAGACGAAUUAAGGAGUUAUCGCGUAUUUGUCUUGUCCACCCGGAGAAUAAUAACGAUAUUUUGCCCGAGAUUGCUGGGACGUCCGACUGUGAUGUCGAGAAACUUGAGGACCCCUCAAACAGAUCCAAUACAGAUUCCUUAAACGAGGAACUGAUCCAGAAGAUCCACAAAGAGGGCAUGGUCGUGGACUUGGGCGGGACGGGCGAGAGGAAGGUGUCGACCGGUAUGAUUGAAGUAGAGAAAAAUAGGUUUCUUAUAUUAGAGCAGCAAGGAAAUACUGUGAUAGAAGAACAGAAGAAAAGAUUAGAUACGUUAAAACGUAAAGCUCAGGAAGAGGUUCGGCAACAGUGGGAAGAGAUGAAAACCAGGGAUGCAAAUUGUAAGAGUUACGGGUCGUUAGAGUCGGAGGAUUCGAGCGUGGCGAGUAGCAGCGAAACGCCGUCGGAUAAGGAUAACAGUCUUAGUAGUGCUGAGGACAUACUUGCACAGAAUCACAGCGAUGGGAUUAAACAUAAUGAUAACCAGGUCAGUCAACCGACCCCAGAAAUGCUAGCGCUGCAGGCCGAGCGGAGGAAAAGGGAGGAACUGGAGCGCCGCCUGUUGGAGGAGACGGCAAAGAGAGACCAGAUCAUCGAGACCGAGGUGAAACGGAGAGAGAAGAAGAAAGAACAGGCUCGCCCACUGACCCGAUACCUCCCGAUGACCGGCCGUGAGUUUGACCUGCGCAACCACAUAACCGAAUGCGGCCACAAUAUCGACAACUGUCAGUUCGUAACGAUCGACGAACACACGUGUCGUGGCUAUCUCACGAAAAUGGGUAACCGGUUCAGAACGUGGCACAAACGAUGGUUUGUCUUCGAUAAACAAAAACGGUCGCUGAUAUAUUACACGGACAAAACCGAGACGAAAUCGCGGGGCGGGAUAUACUUUCAAGCUAUAGAAGAGGUUUACAUUGAUCAUAUGCGGACGAUUAAAAGCCCGAGUCCGAAAUUAACAUUUUGUGUCAAGACAUUCGAACGGACUUAUUUCAUUGUGGCGCCGUCGCCGGAGACAAUGAGAAUAUGGGUGGAUGUGAUUUUCACCGGUGCUGAGGGUUAUACUGAGUUCAUGCAAGUAUGAUGCAUGUCCAGACUUGACGAGUUGUCGCGUGACUCAAAAUAUUAUGAUGGUGCAGCUACUUCUUACUUGCUCAUGUGGCUUGGAGCCCAGAUGUGUAUUUGGAUGUGACUCGAUUUGGAUGCGUCUUGAUUUGGAUGCGUCUUGAUUUGGAUGCAUCCCGAUUUGGAUGCGUCUCGAUUUGGAUGCAUCUCGAUUUGGAUGCGUCUCGAUUUGGAUGCGUCUCGAUUUGGAUGCGUCUCGAUUUGGAUGCGUCUCGAUUUGGAUGCGUCUCGAUUUGGAUGCGUCUUGAUUUGGAUGUGUCUCGAUUUGGAUGCGUCUCGAUUUGGAUGCGUCUCGAUUUGGAUGCGUUUCGAUUUGGAUGCGUCUCGAUUUGGAUGUGUCUCGAUUUGGAUGCGUCUCGAUUUGGAUGCGUCUCGAUUUGGAUGCGUCUCGAUUUGGAUGCGUCUCGAUUUGGAUUCUCCCAUUAGGAUAAAUGGACUCUAGUACACAGUUGGUGCUACUAACAAAAGGUAUCUUUGGGCAAAAUCAAGGCUAUAAAGAAUGGAAUAUGCCAUUAGAAAACAUCAUGCCUAAAUUGACAUGGCUCAAGAAGGAGGCCUCUCUGUGACUGUACCCUCGGAACUGUGACCUGAAAGCCAUGGUGUUUACAAAUGACUUCCCAUUGGUCGACCAUGUGAACUACUGUAAGACAGUUGGCAAAGUUUUGAUACCAAUUUCAUUCCUGUCUAUUUCUAAAAUUACAUUGUGAAUUUCAUUCUUAGAAUUCUCAGGGCUGAGGAUAUGUAGUAGUUUGAAAUAUUUUAGGGGUUUUAUUCUGCGAAUAGUUUAAAGGUAGGCCCAGUGUUCGGCUUUGAUAUGGUUGACAAUGAGCUGAAUAUGAGCUAUGAUGAUUUUCUCAAAACUUUGAUAUCACCGGUAAUACUUUUGAGUAUGAUCAGUCACAGUUUUCCCAUUGAAGUUAUUGUGUAUUGAUUAAAGGAGGGAUAGUGUGGGUUACCCUUGGGCCGGUGCUGUCUGAGAGAUCCAGUUUCUCUUUAAGAAAUAUUGAAGAACGAUAAGAUAAUUACAGUUGACCAUCUGUAUGACAAAGAUUUACGUCCAUGUAUACUGUAAACCAGGAACUUUUUGCGUACGUUUAAAUUUUGCAUUUUCGCCAAUAGCGAACUUUCCAAAAAACAAAGGCAGUGAAACUCUGAUUGAAAUCACUGUAAUAGAGUGUCCUCAAAAUAUAUUGCGCCAAAGAUCCAAUUUCUCAGAACUGUGAGCUAUGAUAACAGAGACUAUUUCCUGGUUUACAGUAACCUACAGUGUAUACAUAAAUAUGCUUGAUUACCAAAAAACAGAGAAAAAAACCACAAAUGAUCUAUAAUUAUUGGUUGCUAGGCAACAGAAUCAACAAUGUAUUGGUUAAUAUUCUCAGCUGCUGACAUGUAAAAUGCUGAUGUGACAAAUAUUAUUGUAAUUAUUCAAAUUUAUUUAUAUCAUGAGAUGCGACUCACUAAUUCUUCAUAUUCUGUUCGUCUUGUAGUGAUGACACUAAUGCUGCCAUCUGUUGUGAAUGGUUGGAACCAAAGUGUUUGUUCCUGGUAAAAGCUUGGAUGCAGAAUAUUCCAUUAUCUAUUGAAGGCCAGAGUUGUACUCUAACUCUAAAACGUUGGAUACUGGCCUCACAUUUGUCCGAUUUUUGCACCUGCGCCCUUUAAUUCCUAAGGAUUACCCUCAGAACACAUAUGUAAACAAUGUAGACAGGUGAACUGCACCUUUAAGGGAAACGAAAAUGUGGAAUUUUUUGACACAUUCAGUGUCCUUGGAACUGAUAAUAUUGUAAAUUCUGAGAAACGUCUGAAAAUCAAUUUUAUGGCAAUGUUUUGUAUCCAAGUGAUCAUAUUCAUAUGACAAGAAUGCUCUGAUCAUAACAUUUAUUUACUUAAACCUUGUACUUUUACUUUACAAAUUGUGAUGAUGCUAAAAAUCAGAUUCUUUGUCCAGGAAAUCAGGAUGACUUCUGGAAUGGGCGCUGCAUGUGAAAUAUUUGUUUCCAGGAGGAAUAAAAAUCAUUCAGUUUCGUAUAGUUUGCUAGGCAAUAGCUUCAGAGGGGAUCUGAUAUUAAAAAUUGUUUAAUUUGAAACAUUUUAAGCACAAAUAUUGUGUUCCAGAAGAAUGGGAAAGUCUCCCAUUUUCAUAUAGUUGAGUUUUAGACUUAAUUGUGUUUUUGACCACGCCUUGCCUUAUUUAGUUAGUUGGAGAUGCCUUCCAAGGGUCAAGUUAAUCGUGGAAGGCUCCCGACAAUUUUUCGAUUUUAGUUUAGUUUUGUUGCCUAGCAACAAAUAGUUGAUUCAGCUAGGUUGGAUAGAAAACAAUUUUCAUUUUUUUUGCCAUUUGAAUAUAUUGAAUCCAGUUGAUUUUGUGCACACUGCAAUAAGUUAUAUUUACACACAAAUAACUUGAGUAUUUUCGGUAAUCUCGUUUGCUAAACAUUGGUAAGAGAUAUCACAAAUUGGUUCAGCUAAAUUAUUCCAUCUACAUGUAGUUAGAAAAUUGGCAUCAGUCAAAUGGUCUUAAGAGCUAAAAAGAUUGUUUUCCAAGAUUCGGAGGCAAGGCAAGUUGGUAAGAGAUAGCACAAAUUGGUUAAGCUAAAUUCUUCCAUCUAGUUAGAAAAUUGGCAUCAGUCAAAUGGUCUUAAGAGCUAAAAAGAUUGUUUUCCAAGAUUCGGAGGCAAGGCAAGUUGGUAAGAGAGAUAUCACAAAUUUUUCCAUCUAGUUAGAAAAUUGGCAUCAGUCAAAUGGUCUUAAGAGAUAAAAAGAUGGUUUUCCAAGAUUCAGAGGUAAGGCACUAAGAAUGUAAUGGGAAAAGCUGGAAGCAGAAAUACCAGUUGUCAUUUUCAUACGAAUGUACAUUGCCUUUUAACCCACGCUUAUUUUGACACAAGGUUUGAACUCUUCAAGGAAUUAGGGUAAAAUUUCUUUCUAAGUUUACUGAAAAAAUUAUUUGUUUUUGGGCCAAUCACUAGACGAUCUAGCGAAUUGGCAUCAAAUUUGGUCCAGCAAUUGAAUUUUUGGUGUUACGGACAAUUUCCUCAGCCUCUUCAGGUGAAAGAAAGGAGGAGGUAUUCCUUGAAGGGUUCACAAUCUUUUUACGUAGACUUUAUAACUAUUUAAAGACUAAAGCGCACUUGGCCCCUAACGAAGAGGUUAUCGGAGUUGGUGUAUUGUAUUACAACGUGAAGGAGUUAUCUUUACGAUUAUCAUCACAGAGUAUUGUCAUAAAAAACAUGGCGUUGAAUUCAUAAAAGUAUCCAAGGCAUCAAAUUGACCUAUUGAAAAUGCAAAUUCAGGGACUCAUAUACAACAUAUGAAACUUUGAAUCAGGCCCUGAAUAUGCCUAUUCAGUAAAGAUGGUCUUCUCAACGCUUUCAUGAAUUCAGCCCAUCCGAUUUAUCAUAUAACUUCGCAUUUAUUCUCAUCAGAAUACCAUGAUUAUGUAAAUAUUAAAAUUUAUAAACUUUUUUGUAUUAUGCCUCUUAAUUCAAAUAAAUGCUUUCACUACUUA